Miscanthus lutarioriparius is the source of this 279-nucleotide messenger RNA. NCBI's taxonomy places the organism in Eukaryota, Viridiplantae, Streptophyta, Magnoliopsida, Poales, Poaceae. The record is from the annotation of a GenBank genome assembly.
AUGGUGACGUCAGGCAGCGACGUGCCGACGGCAAGGGCGGCCGUGGCGUGGAACGAUCUGACCGAGGCGCGUGAUGGCGCUGCGAGGCUCAGGAACUUCCUGCCGCAGCUAGACGUCCAGCGCGCGGUGUGGGCGCAGCUGGAGAUCGACGACGUCCAGACCAAGCUGUCGAGCGCGAUGUCGGCAUUGGAUGUGAGCGCCAGGUCGGACGGUGCGAGGCCACAACAGUCGGGGAGCUCGUGCGGGAACAAGAGGAAACAAAGUUCCAGCAAAAGGUGA